Molecule: messenger RNA, 582 nt
Organism: Penicillium oxalicum
Lineage: Eukaryota; Fungi; Ascomycota; Eurotiomycetes; Eurotiales; Aspergillaceae
Product: MARVEL domain-containing protein
Exons: 4
Coding region: 1-582 (193 amino acids)
Source: RefSeq, a predicted model, not a curated record
AUGUCGGCUCAUGCAGAGGUCAUCCGGCCCAUACUAUUUGUAGUUCGGUUACUCCUUUGGAUCAGUGCAGUCAUCACCCUGGCUCUCGCUGCAUGGAUAGUCGAUCAUAAUGUCACGGGUUACCGGGCUGUCUUUCCGCUGGUCAUCGCUGUCUUGACUACGGUCUUCUAUAUUCCUUCCCUUUUCACUGCGUGCAUGAAGAACAACAAAGGCUAUAUGCUCCCUUUGGAUGUUAUCUUUUAUGCUCUAUGGCUGUCCGCAUUCAUCUUCAUCGCCCAGACUGAUAAUGUCUUCGGCGGUGCCGGGUGCAGCUACUUCAGUUGGACUGUGAGUAAUGCUUGCAGAAGACGAAAUUCGGUUCAGGCUUUUACUUUUCUUUCAUUCUUCUGGACGUUGUGUGGCCUCUGCUUGGAAACUCUCAAUAUCUACCUCGAGGCCCGCUAUUACCGAAAGGGCGGUCACAUCGUCCAUCCAGAGAAGCCUCCUCAGCCAGAUCAGUACAACCAAGGCGGAAGCACUUCAGUUCCCCCUGGUCAGACGGCAGGUGUGACGCCGGCCAGUGCCGAGCAGGCUCAUGUCUGA